AUGACUUCGAGGGCCUUAAACAUUCGUUCUUUGAGGAAAAUUCGCCUUGCCGUGUUAGAAGAUGCGGCCAAAAUAUUCGAGCUGGUUAAUGAAUCAAUGUCUAAGAAUUUUCGAAUCAGCAAACCUAGUGACAUACUUUAUUUAAUAAAAAAUUGUGUGUUAUCCAUAUGUCAGCUUAAUGAAAAUGAUAAUAUAGUGGGAUUUUUAGCGCUUCAGGAUUUUCCCUUAAUACCCUCAGUUUAUCAAACAGCAUGGGAAGAAUACAUCUGGACCAAGUAUAAAGUUGUGGAGCUUACUGCGAGGAAUACAUUAUUUGUACAUUUAUUUUGUUGGAAUUCAAUGUACGCUCGCGAACUUGUAGACAACAUGCUGAGGUCGGUGUUUAUGCACGACUCAUAUCUACAGUAUAUAGCUAUGAUUAAAAGUCUCCCAGAAUGCAAUGUCCUAGUGCCAGGUCAGCCUCUCUCUGAAGCCUCAUUCAGACGGAUACAGGUUGUAGAGCGAGGAAUCUCCGGGGAACGUCUACCAAGUCUUAAUAUCGUGGAAAGGAAUGACGUUUGUCUCAAUCUUCGUAUUAGAAGAGCAGUGGAAGAAGAUAAUGAUGACAUACUGCCGAUAAUAGAAAGGUGUUCAAAACGUUUGAGAGAAAUCUACGGUGAUUUUUACAUCAGCGAGCUUGUAUCUCGUCAUCCUGAAUCUGACCGAGUGAUACUGGUUUGUGAGCAUAAGGAAGUUGCAGUUGGUGUAAUGUGCCUUAAUACGCAAAUCAACUACGAGGUUUUAGAGGAAAGCUUUGAGCUUUCAUCUUUCGCGGGUCUCAGGCUCUUAGAAGAUCAUUCGAACAUCAAACGCGCCAAGGAAUUUUUUGAAUCUACAAUUAGCAACCACUUACCAUCAGGUGGACUGUGUGCUCGUUUGUCACCGUUAUCCUAUAAAAAAAGGUGUCAUCAUAGGCGACAGAGGCAAAAUGAAACAGGAGAAGAGGAACAGGACAGUAUUCCACCUAAGAGCCAUGAAAAGGAAUUGUCUUCACGUCUUUCUCAUUUGAGCAUUAAGGCACAAUUGAACAUUAUGGAACUUUUGGAGGAAGAUGAAGAAGAAUUAGAAUUCGAUAUCGUAAAUAUUGAUACACAUUUGCUACGAGUUCCAAGUUUGAUUUCCUACGAAGAAUUUUCUAAGACUCAAUUAGGUGCUAUCGACGAUGUGUCUAGAAUAUUAGACGGAAGACGCAAAGACUCUUCCAGCGAAGAUAAAAAUUUAAAAAAGGAAAGAAUUAAGAAAUCUUUAGCUGCUAUUACAACAUUACCUCAUCAUAAAACGCCAGAGCCUACACGUUAUUCGGGUGAACCUAAUGCUUUCCUUAUUGAAAUAUUCGCCAUGCAUCAAGAUUACGACGAGAGGUUUGGUUUCGAAUUGUUAGAAGGAGCUUUUGAAAUAUUUCCAGACAGAAAUUAUUGUAUCAUAUGUCUUCCUUCUAGUGAACCACCUUUUCCUCUGCUUGAACAUUUUACGUUAGUAACGCCCAAUAAUACUCGACCGCGUUUCGUCAAUGAAUCUCUUUUCGUUGCGCAUAUCAACUCCGUUAAAGGUGAAGUCCACGUUCGUCAAGCCGAGGAAUAUGACGUGCCGUAUAUUACUGACGUGUUAGAGCAUGCACCGAGAAAAAAUGAGCUGUUGGAACUAAUUGAUUCAAGUUUCACUUUAGACGAACUGGAUUCUUACGUGCUUCUAAGUAGAGAUCAGCCCGUUGGAGUGGUUGUUCUUGCACCACUUGAAGAUGCUGUAUCUGUGCGGCUUCAGUACGCUUUGGAACCCGAACCACCAGAUACAGACGGAAACAUUUUAGUUGGAGUUCUAUCGCCAGUGAUGGAAGCUCACAGUCGAUGGUACAUGCGCGAUAUCCUGCGUCGAAGUCACUACACCCAGUUGUUUUGGACAUGUCGGCUCUUUGCUAAAGGGGAAGUGAGCCCUAGCCGCAACCUUAUGUCUUUGGCAUGUCAUAUGGUACCUUUUGCACCUUAUCGAUCUACGCCUAUCACACCCGGCAAUAAAGAAAAGGAAAAGAUAUACAAGGAAAGUUCGACUCCUCAUGCGCUGUGGACUAUCGACCGACCAAUGACAUGUCUACCGAAGAUUUACAUUAACAAGAGUAUAGUUGUGGUGGGAGCCAGUCGCACUGGUCUUUCAUUUCUUGAAACUUUAAUUAUGGGACCCACGUCUCCAUACCUAACUUUCACGAACCUAACUCUGGUAUCGGAACAUGGACUACCCACGGUAGCGGAGUGCCUCCGUGCUGCGGACACAUGCUUUCCUCGGACUGGUCGCUAUACUGAUCGUUAUCUCAAAUGCAUUCCUUAUUACUUCUAUAUUGAUGUCGUGUCUUCUGUUAUGAUACGCAUCGACAGAAAAAAGAAAUGCAUUCAUCUGAAAGGUGGUGGCGUGAAAUAUUAUGAUGAUUUGAUUUUGACUUGCGGCCGGCAGUUCCAGCAUCCUGAAUAUUUGAAUGAAUUGUUGGAGCGUGACAGGGUGACAAAAACACAAAACGCCUGCAAUAGAGUGCCUAUGGAUAACCCAAAGUACCAACCGGAUUACGUACCGCCGGCACCUGAUGUGCCCGAUAAUGUAAUGCUUAUCAACUCACUCUACGAUGCUAACACUUGUCUGAGGAAAUUGCUAUGGAUGAUUACCGAGUCAAAAGAGAAUAUAAACUCCUUAAGUGAAGAUAGUAGGAUAGUUGUAUAUGGCGACUGCAUAGACGCCUACGCAUGUAUUGCAGCAUUACUUGAAUUGGGUAUUGCGGCAAAUAUGAUAGCUUUUGUAGAACCAUUUCCCCCCGAAGACACUGCAGCUUUGAGAGUCAAUUUCUUUAAUAAUGAGCUCGUCGAUGAGAGAAUUCAAUUAAGCUUAGACAAACGUGGAGUACAAGUAUACAGGCAAUGCUAUUUUACCGAAUGGGUAUUGUCGGGCUCGCGUGUAGAUAUACUGCGAUUUAUGACGCCUACGCAAGUGAUCAAUAUGCCUUGUUUCGCAUUUUUCUACUAUGGAAUCAAAGCCAUCGAUGCCCAUUCUUUUAAAGCAAUAACGGACUGCGGCUUGGUGUACGAUGGUGGUUUGAUCGUGGGGCCGAACUUUGAGAGCAACGACCCGAGCGUUUACGGUGCAGGCCCUUGCACUAGUUAUUCGCGGCGACUGCACGCUAACACUCACGCGCACCGACACUAUUGCUCCGAGGAUGUUGGCGAAGCACUAGCAGCACUUUUCCUACAGAAAUUAGACCCAUUCAUAAGUGCUAAUCCUGAUGUUGAAAUAGGUGAAGUCAUAUUGCGAUACAAUUCCAGUUUUUUGGGGUGGCAACCUGUGAUGAAAUUUAAAUCGCCGAUCAUACAUUCAGCUACAUUACCCGGACCUCUUUAUUAUUUAAAAUUAAGGAAGCCAGGUCUUGAGGUACCGAUGGCUGUUCAGAUGUGUUUGCCACGCCAGGGUCAUACUUUACUAACCGACAAAGACGGGAACUAUUUUCGUUUGCAACUGAAUACGUUACACUGCGUGGAGUCGUUGACUUGUUUAUCUAAGAAACCUUUUUCAUCGGAAAAUAUUGUCCAAAUCUAUGGGAAACAUGAAGCAUUCUUCGAUAAACUACUGGCUAGAUAUCAGUUGAAGCAGAUAGAUGAUUUGUACGACUUUUUCGCUCAACCAUGGAUGUCCGCGAUGUACCAUAAGAGUUUUAAGGAUUUACUAUAUGAUAUUGACAAUCAGGAUGUUGGCACAGACGCACAAGACAUGGGCACUUUCCGGUCUGUUAUAGAUAAAUUCGUAGUCAAAAGUAGCUGUGAAGUGGAAUGUGGACAAAGCGCCGUUAUACGAGACGAAGUUUUGGGCAUUUGGAAGGCAGUGGGCGGAGAACGCAUCGUCGUAGCGCAUCUAGCGCAUUAUUUAAAACAGAAUUAUGCUGCGAACCCCCAUUAUUCCCUGCCAAAACCUGAAUAUUAUUAA
Messenger RNA from Parnassius mnemosyne (clouded apollo), 3993 nucleotides. The record is from the annotation of a GenBank genome assembly. Lineage: Eukaryota; Metazoa; Arthropoda; Insecta; Lepidoptera; Papilionidae.